Molecule: messenger RNA, 5312 nt
Organism: Lagenorhynchus albirostris (white-beaked dolphin)
Lineage: Eukaryota; Metazoa; Chordata; Mammalia; Artiodactyla; Delphinidae
Gene: CABLES2
Product: Cdk5 and Abl enzyme substrate 2
Exons: 10
Coding region: 1584-3167 (527 amino acids)
Biological process (GO): regulation of cell cycle
Source: RefSeq, a predicted model, not a curated record
CUGGCAGGGUCGGGGGUCAUCUGGGCUUCCACCUGCCUGGGCAGGUGACGCAAGAGGCUCUUGAAUGUGCCCAGGGAUGGGAAGUCACUCCCUUUCUGAAGGGCAGGAUCAAAACCAGCCCCAUCUGCAGAGCAUUACAGGGACCAGGGCAGCCUCUGGGGAGGGCUGUGGGAACACAACAGGGGAUGUCCGCCAGGCCCCACACAGAGCCCCUCCACACUCUGGGUCCCUGGUCCACUGGCCUGUGAGCCAUCUGCACCGCCACAGGGCACACAGGGCAGCUCACCCAGGCUUCCACCCGACACAGAACCUGGAAGAAGACCACGCCCACUCCCCCCGCCCCCACCGUGUCCCUGUGGCACCACCGAAGUUUAACAUAAUGCCAAUUGGCACAGGAGAAAAGUCUACAGGGCCCAGCUCCAUUAUCGGGCAGCAGACAGCAUGGUUUUGGAGCUGAGGGCCAAUAACCAAAUAACAGCCCUCCAUCGCUUCAUCCUCCCACCGCCCCUUUUCAUUUUCCUCAUCUGACAUCCGCUUAACUAUUAGCUACCAGUUUGGCAGCCCGCCCCCGCCCCAACCUGCCAGGGUCCUCCUACUGGUAACAGCUGGCCAGCAGGGCCAGGCCCUGGGGCCCUGAUCCACGAUGAUACUGGCCUCCCGCUCGCUAGGAGGCGCUCUGCAGGCCAGGGCUGUGUCUGCCCCGCCCCCCAACACCUGCACGGAGGACAGAAAUGCGUGUGCCGUGUAUGGUUCCACGGAGGAGCAUUCACAGCUGCGUGGGCAAACCACACGGCAAGUGCCGGUCUCCAACCGCCGGGAAGCCCCAGCGCUGGUGACAGCCCCGGGCUGAGCCCACUCAACCCUGACCAUACCCUGAGGUGGAAAUCAGCGACCCCCACCUGAAGGAUAAGUAAGCCCACAGGCACACAGCUGGACAGAGCAGGCCAGUGGCACAGAGGUGACUGCAGGAUCCUGCCCCCCAAGACAGAGGUGGGCUCCUGGGGGCUCCAGAAGGCAGCACCUGAGCAUGAAGCCACCGGCUCUGAAGUUGGGGGUCCCGGUACACAAGAGGAAACAGACCUGGCACCCCCCAGACUCAAGGUCGCUUUUCUGCUGACGGCCGUGCAGGACUCUGUCUGGGACUGAAGGUGCAGCACCGCCCGCCUGCCUGCCACCCCAGGCAGGUGCCUUCUCCCCUCGGACUCGCGGUGUCGUCUUCAGUCACUGGGGGAGGCCAGGGGGCACCGCUGGCCAUUCCUGGGGCUCCCGGCGGGUGGUACAGCUCCAGCGCCCGCACGUCAGACCCCCGCCCCCGCAAAGACACACACCCCAAGAGGGGAAGUGCGCUGGAGCCUAAAGACGAGGCUUUAAGAACGCUGACCACGAACGCCACAGCCCAGCAAGUGGAACAGAGCACUGGCGCCCCGGGGCCGCGACUUCCGAGUCAGGGACUCGAACCCGCGGCACCUCCACCGCUCGCCCAGAGCCAGGCCUCGGGGCUUCUCCCGGCUCCCCCUUGGCCGCCUCGGAACCCGCUCUAGGACCCAAGGGAGUUGCUCCCCCCGCCCGCCCCGCGCUGGCCAAUGGGCGGGCGUGACGGCGAUAUAUUUGCAUACGGGUGCGCCCCGGCCAAUGGGCGGCGGGCGCGGGCGCAUGCGCGAGCUGGAGGGCGGUGGCGGGCGGGCGGCGGGCUCAGUCGGAGGAUGGCCGCGGCUGCGGCGGGUGGGUCUUCGGACCAGUCCCCCGGCCCCGCCACCCGGGCCGCGCCGCAGGCGCUGCGGCGGCGAGGGGAUUCGCGGCGCCGCCAGGCCGCGCUCUUCUUUCUCAACAACAUCUCCCUGGACGGGCGGCCCCCGAGCCUGGGCCCGGGCGGCGAGAAGCCCCCGCCGCCGCCGCCGCCGCCGCCGCCCACCGAGGCCCGCGAGCCGCCCGCGCCGCCGCCGCCACCGCCGCCGCCGCCGCCCGCGCCCCCCGCCGGCCUGCCCCUGCCCGGACCCGCGGGCCGGGCCUCGGCGCCCCAGGGCCUGCUCAGCCCCGCGCCCGCCGGCUUGGGCCUCGGCCUGAGCCUGGGUUUGGACGGGCAGCGCCAGAGAAGGCGCGUAGGCUCCCAGCGCUGCUCGCUCGAGUUUCUGGAAGACACGGUGGCAUGUGCCUCGCUUCAAAGAACCAAACAUACAUCUGGAUCCCCAAGACACAAAGGCCUGAAGAAGACGCACUUCAUCAAGAACAUGAGGCAGUACGACACCAAGAACAGCAGGAUCGUGCUCAUCUGCGCCAAACGGUCCCUGUGUGCGGCCUUCUCGGUCCUGCCCUAUGGAGAAGGCCUGCGUGUCAGUGACCUGAGGGUGGACAGCCAGAAGCAGAGACAUCCGUCCGGCGGCGUUUCCGUGUCUUCCGAGAUGGUUUUCCAGUUGGAAGGCGUCGAGCUGGGGGCGGAUGGAAAGGUUGUGUCUUACGCCAAGUUCCUGUACCCCACCAACGCCCUGGUCACGCUCAAGCCGGACAGCCAUGGCCCGCCACCUCAGCCCCGGCCCAGUGUCCCCCGCGCUCUGCUGGGGCCCAGAUGCAAACCCAUCCCGCCCAGGGCAGCACCAGCUGGCUCGGAACUAGGGGCCGACGCGGGGGAUGCCCUGGAGUACAACCCCGACCUCCUGGAUGACCCUCAGUGGCCCUGCGGCAAGCACAAGCGUGUCCUCAUCUUCGCGUCCUACAUGACCACAGUGAUAGAGUACGUGAAGCCCUCUGACCUCAAGAAGGACAUGAACGAGACCUUCCGGGAGAAGUUCCCGCACAUCAAGCUGACGCUGAGCAAAAUCAGGAGUUUGAAACGCGAGAUGUGGAACCUGUCUGAGGAGAGCGGUCUGGAGCCCGUGACGGUGUCCAUGGCCUAUGUGUACUUCGAGAAGCUGAUCCUGCAGGGCAAGGUCAACAAGCAGAACCGCAAGCUGUGUGCGGGCGCCUGCGUGCUGCUGGCCGCCAAGAUCAGCAGCGACCUCCGCAAGAACGACGUGAAGCAGCUCAUCGAUAAGUUAGAAGAAAAGUUUCGGUUCAACAGACGGGAUCUGAUUGGGUUUGAGUUCACGGUGCUCGUGGCCCUGGAACUUGCUCUCUACCUUCCCGAGAACCAGGUGUUACCUCAUUACCGACGCCUCACGCAGCAGUUCUAGCGUGGCCCGGCCCCUGUGGGCGCUCCUGGCACGUCGUGGGCCAGCGGGCGCAUUUCCAGGCACUGGGUGUGGACGCGCGGCCCUCGCCGGCUGGUGCCACCACUCCCCCACGCCCUGGCUUCCCUGGAGGGACAUGGCUUCCAUUCCAAAGCACACCACACCACCGCGGUAUUUCGGAGAGCCCUGCUGCGUUCCUCCGUGAACAAAAUGUGGGCCUUUGUUGUUUCUUUUUUUCCUGUGCCUGGUCUGGCACCAGGACUUAAUGCUGCGCGGUGGUGGAUCCUGACUUCACAGCUUUUCUCCUCUUCGCAUCACCCAGCCUUCUGCUACCAUCGUAGCCACCGCACUAGUGUCUCGUGGAGAUCUGGGUCUCCAGACCUCACUGCACGUGCUGGAUUGCCAGCGUUAACCUGUUGGGGCAUUAAUCUCGGCUGUUUGGGGUUUCCGGACGUGGAGACCGCGCUGUGGAAUCCCCACUCCCCCCUCGGCCUGGCUCCUUCCCAGCCCAGCACAGCCCCCUCGGGGGGUGUGCACCCACCUACCCACAUCCACACACACAGCUCUGGCGUCAGCCGAAGCCAAGGAUAGCAGACCCCUGGUUGGUUUUAGUCUCAUUUUUUUACUCUCAGACUUCUGUUCUUCCAAGGAUCACAUCACUGUGAAGUCCCGAUGCCCUGUUGGGGGUCACACACCCCAGCAGGCCUCUGGGCACAGAACUAGCCCACCCCACGCAAGGAUCCGUCUCACCGGGAAGACCGCCCCUUGCCCACGACACUGGGGACCUUCAGGAUGACUGGAUUGCUGGCUCUUGAUCUUCCUACGCAAUAUUGUGGAGAAACCGUGUUUACUGUCGUGUAGGAUUUGGUUCUUUGGGUCUUUUUUCCUGAGGGCACAGAAGCCGGUUAAACGGCGUCUGCUGAAGUUGUGACUUGAACCACACCUGAGCCUCCAGCGGGGAGGAGACUGACCCCUUCACAGCCCUGCCUCCCCGCAAGGGUCGGGCCAGCGUUCUUCCUCCCGGCAGGAAGUGGGAGCCACCUGGGCCAAAGGAGCCGCCACACCAAGCCGACCCCAAAGGCCGGUCGUUGUCCUGGGCAGGUGUGUGCCCGGCACGCCAGCUUCUCUACGCUACACAUGGCCCAGUUCAUCCACUUGCUGCCCCACCAGAAACACUGAAGACCGUGGGCUGGAGCUUCUCCUUCACGGGUCAGCUGCUCUCAGAAAGGACCGUGUUGGCUGGGCCAUUACGUUGCUUCCCUACUGCUGUCCCAUAAGCUUGUCACUGGAGGGGCUCCGGGACAGCCCCACCCUGCAUCCUACGCGUGUGCACCGGUGCUUUUGCAGAACAGAGGCCAGCCCUCAUCAGAGCGCUCAACCACCAGCAACUUGAGACCCCAGCAGGGGUGCAGGAUGGCGGCUCCCGCCCUGCUGGCUGCUCUUCCUGCUUCCUCAGUCAGCCGCUUGGGCUAAGGGAGGAGAGGGGGACAACUGCAGGACGGAGCGUGAAGCCCCAGUCUGUAUCCUGACCUUAUUUAUUGAGGAGUGCCUCUUCCCCGUCUUCCCCAAGAUGGCUCCCACACCUGACGUGCACCAAGGAGGGCUGGAAGGAUGAAGCUGCUAGGCCCCAGGCAACCCUUCUGCAAGUGACCUGUCCAGCCAACACAGCGUCUCAAGGACACUCCUGUUACAGGCACUGCAGGGGACCGACUUACAAAAUGUACGUCCUGGUUUACAAUUCAGCCUUGAGGAACACAUCUUCCUGGAAAUGUCUAUACAGAUGUUAGAAUGGCUGAUACAGAAACUUUACCUGUUCAUGUAGUGAGAAUUAGUCUUUCACCAAACCCGUCUGUAACCUUCCCUUUAGUGCGUUGCGUCCUUUUUAAUGUCAACAGCUGCCACUGUGUGGUACUCAAAUGAAGCCAGUAUUUAAGGCAUUAAACUCCAGCCUAAAAUGUCACCACCUAGAACCAGCCCAGACAUCUGUAUCCAAGGGCCUGGGGCCACGCCCUCAGUGCCUAGGAGGCGCUGUGGACUUAAAUGAGCGCUUAAGUGGCCAUCUGACCUCACUGUCUAGUCAAGUGUCAUGGAUCUGUUUGCAAAAAGUAAUGUAUUUGUGUUUUAAGUAAAAUUUGGUUUUGCAACGUG